Messenger RNA from Parnassius mnemosyne (clouded apollo), 3939 nucleotides. NCBI's taxonomy places the organism in Eukaryota, Metazoa, Arthropoda, Insecta, Lepidoptera, Papilionidae. The record is from the annotation of a GenBank genome assembly.
AUGAAGUUUCAUAUUAUACUUCUCGCCGUUGUUCAUUAUGUUAAUAGCCAAGGAAUGGAAACUUCGGUUCCUUAUAAUCCAAAUUAUCCACAGCAACCUGAUAUAAACCAAAAUGUGUCACAAUACAGACCAAAUCAACAAGUGCCGUUUGGUAGUUUCCCUAUUAACGGAAACGAUUACAGCCAUCCACAAAGUUCCUUUUAUCAGAAUAAUGUUAAUUCUGAUACAUACGGCGACAGCGAUAGUAACAUUGAUCCCCAAAAUACAGCAAAUUACUACGCGGGCUUAGACUACGAAGAAAGGUAUAGGUGUCCCCCUAAUUGGAUACGCUAUAGAGAAUCAUGCUAUCGGUUUACGAAGUCGCCGGAUCGACCAAGAAAUGAGGCACGCAAAAUAUGUCAAGCAUUCAGUGCCGAUCUGGCAUCAGUCAAUACACCUGAAGAACAUGGGUUCAUUAUAACAAAUCUUAUGAAGUUAGAUCCUCAGAAAGGUUCUUGGUAUAUUGGUGCUCACCAACAAUCUCCAGGGUAUUGGGCUAAUGAAGGUGAUGGGUCACAACUGACUGGGCUUGAAAAUGCAUUCUUUGAUGACCGUAAAUUAACUUUAACCAGCUUUAACCUAUAUCCGCUUGAUUACUUAGUGUAUAGAUUUAUGCAUGAAGAGGGUCGCUGGGGAUUGGCUCCAGUGGAAGGCACACAGUAUUACCACUUUAUUUGUGAAGGGCAAACACAACAAUUGCAUUAUUUGAUAGAAGAAGAGAGGUCAUUCACAUAUGGUUUGGAAGAAUUUGAUCCUGAAAGAAUACCGAGAGGUCCAUACUUUACUAAAGAGCCCGUGGAUACAAUAUAUGAUCCACUCAGAAAUCAUUAUGUACAGUUAACUUGUAUAGCUGGUGGUUAUCCUGCUCCAACAUAUAAAUGGUUUAGGGAGGAUUAUCAAGUUGAUAAACUUGUUUUUACAGAAAUAGAUCCUUUGUCAGAAACAAGAUUCAUAUUAAGUGGUGGGACAUUAAUGAUCUAUAAUCCUAAUGCUGACACAGAUAAUACACAGUACCACUGCACUGCUACUAAUAAAUUUGGGACAAUUCGCUCUGAAUCUGUAAGAUUGUCAUUUGGAUUCAUUAGAGAGUUCAAUCAAAAAAGACCUAUAGAAAGUGGUAAUCAAUACUGGGGUAAAGUAAUGUCAUGCGAUCCCCCAUCAUAUUAUCCAUCUGUUAACUUCCUUUGGGCAAGAAAUUAUUUCCCCAAUCUUGUGGAAGAGGAUAAGCGUGUAUUUGUAUCUUAUGAUGGUGGUUUAUAUUUUUCAGCUCUAGAAACCAUUGACAGAGGUAAUUAUAGUUGUAAUGUCAUGAGCAAGGUGUCAGAUGCAGGAAGAAAUGGACCAUUUUUCCCUCUUUAUGUUUAUCCGCACUCAGAUUAUCAGCAACUUAAGUUUCCUAAUAAUUUUCCUAAAGUCUUUCCUGAUGCCCCUGUUGUGGGACAAGAGGUAAGAUUGGAAUGUGUUUCCUUUGGUUACCCAGUUCCAUCAUACAAUUGGACCAGGAAGAAUGGAAAUAUCCCACGAAAGGCACAUUUUAGUAAUUAUGAUAGAGUUAUGACUAUACCAAAUGUGGGUGUGGAAGAUGAAGGUGAAUAUAUUUGUGAUGUGCGCAAUGACAGAGCAAAUAUUCGCAAUAGUGUAUUUUUAAAAGUUCAAGCAGAGCCUAACUUUACUAUUCCUCUUGCAAACAAACAUAUGGACAAUAAAGGAGAUUUACACUGGAACUGUGAAGCUUUUGGCAUUCCUGAUGUUAAUUAUACAUGGUGGAAAAAUGGUGUAAAGCUGUCUAUGGAUACAUUAGAAGAUGAAGACAGAGAUAGAUAUAUUAUACAAGAUAAUGUAUUAAUUAUUAAGUUUUUAGAUCCGGUCAGGGACCCUGGCAUGUAUCAGUGUGAAGCAAAGAAUCAAUUAAAAGCAAAAUAUUCAACAGGACAGUUGCGGGUCAUGUCUUUAAAACCUUCUUUUAAAAAGCACCCCAUGGAAUCUGAAACUUAUGGUUCAGAUGGUGGUAAUGUUACGCUCAAAUGUAACCCAGAAGCAGCUCCUAAACCUACAUUUACAUGGAAAAAAGAUAAUAUUGUGAUAGGUGCUGGAGGCAAGAGGUUCAUUACAGAAACUGGUAAUCUCAUUAUAAGGCAGCUCUCUAGGGAUGAUGAAGGAGUUUAUACUUGUGUAGCAAAAAAUCAGUAUGGGUCUGAUGAAAGUCGUGGACGCCUCAUAGUUUUAAAAACUCCACGGUUCUUGGAACGCCUUCCGCCGCGAAUCACAACCCAAGUAGGCGAUGUUGUUUUCUUGCACUGCAAUGCAGAAGUUGAUCCAAUGCUGGAUACAGCAUAUCUUUGGAAUCACAAUGGUAUGCGACUCAAGGAUGAAUCAGAUAUGUAUGCUGAUAAAAGAAUUAAAAUAGAUGGUGGUGAGCUGACAAUUUUCGAUGUUAGUCUUUCAGAUGUAGGUGAUUAUGAAUGUAUUGUAAAAUCUGCAAUUGGUCGGAUUUCAUCUCGCACCCAAUUAAGAAUCGAAGGCCCUCCUGGUGCCCCUGGUGGCUUACAGAUAAUGAACAUAGGGCGCACAUCUCUUACUCUUGAAUGGACGGAUAGUAGUUCCAAUGGUCGCCCAAUAAUUGCAUAUGUUGUUACUGGUCGUACACAGUGGAAUUCUACGUGGGCUGUAAUAAGCGAUAAUGUAGCAAAUGUAAUGGAGGUAGACAGAUACAAUGGUCGGAAACGAGCACUUAUAAAUACCGCGCUUACGCCUGGAUCUGUAUAUGAAUUUAGGGUACAAGCUGUUAACACUUUGGGGAUAGGCAAACCAUCAGCACCAAGUCCACAGUUCUCAACAUUGCCUGAUAAGCCUUACCAAGCACCUGCCAAUGUCGGUGGUGGAGGUGGGAAGAUUGGCGAUCUCACGAUAACUUGGACUCCUCUUCCGCCGUCUCUUCAGAAUGGACCUGGUAUACAUUACAAGAUAUUUUGGCGGCGCAAUGGUUCCGAAGUCGAAUUCCAGUCACUAUUGCUUAAGGAGUAUGGAAAUGUGGGCAUGCAUGUUGUUCAUGUGUCAUUAAAUUACUUCUACACACCAUAUAAUGUUAAAGUUCAGGCUUUGAAUAAUUUAGGAGCAGGUCCAGAGAGUGAAAUUGUGACUAUAUACUCUGCAGAAGACAUGCCGCAAAUUGCUCCACAACUUGUUUAUGCACGAUCAUUUAACUCAACUGCUCUUAAUGUUACUUGGAAUCCUAUCGAUCAGUCCCGCGACAGGUUACGUGGCAAACUAAUUGGUCACCGUCUCAAAUAUUGGAAACAAGAAAACAAAGAAGAGGAAUGCAUUUACUAUCUGUCCAGAAGUACACGCAACUGGGCACUUAUUGUAGGUCUACAGCCUGAUACCUACUACUUUGUAAAGGUAAUGGCAUUUAAUUCAGCUGGUGAGGGGCCAGAGAGUGAAAGAUACUUAGAGCGGACAUUCCGUAAAGCGCCACAAAAGCCUCCCGCAUCAGUUAAUGUAUGGGCUGUGAACCCAAGCACAGUGCGUGUUGUCUGGCGUUAUGUGCAGCCCACAGGUGAAGAAGAGCCACUUAUUGGAUAUAAGGUGAGAGUGUGGGAGAUAGAUCAAGACAUGAGCACUGCUAAUGACACUCUUGUCCCAGUAGAACACAAAUUGGAAGCCUAUGUCACAAAUCUGACACCAGGCAAGUCAUACAACUUACGAGUACUGGCAUACUCUAAUGGUGGAGACGGAAGGAUGUCUUCGCCUCCUAUCACAUUCCAGAUGGGUGAUUAUCACAGUGAUGCGUAUGGAUAUUAUGUUAGGGAUACUGCCUUCAAGAGUCAAUGCCUCUCAGUGAAAGCACUUGUAUUGUUGUUAUUUAGUAUGCAUUAUAUUUCUAAAUAUCUCCUCUCGUGA